Nymphaea colorata (pocket water lily) is the source of this 4268-nucleotide messenger RNA. Its product is annotated as two-pore potassium channel 3. Gene Ontology annotation, biological process: stabilization of membrane potential; potassium ion transmembrane transport. The transcript has 2 exons. Gene Ontology annotation, cellular component: plant-type vacuole membrane. Bases 2724 to 4064 code for a protein of 446 amino acids. Lineage: Eukaryota; Viridiplantae; Streptophyta; Magnoliopsida; Nymphaeales; Nymphaeaceae. The record is from RefSeq and is a predicted model, not a curated record. Gene Ontology annotation, molecular function: potassium ion leak channel activity.
UUUCAUCUCAACAUGCCUUUUUGUCUAGUUUUUCCAGAAAAAAAAGUGGACAAGGAUGUGGUGUUUGAUUUAAUAUUAGAAAACAAGACUUUGGUUUCAUGUUUCACGAGUCUCCGUCGCAAGUUAUUAAUUUAUUUCAUCACAAUAGCCACCUUACUUAUCAACUAUUUAUGAAAAGCUGUCAUAUCUUGUCAGUUUUUUUUUAUUAAUUCAAGAAUGUUCCAGGGACGUCCAUGUUACUCGUCAAUUAUUUAUGAAAACCUGUCCACCUCGCUGGUCAUUCGUGCCUUCCCGUAACAAAUAACCUCUCUGUCAUGUCCCUUUUAUUAAUUCUCGAAUGUUCCUAAGACAUACUCAUUCUAAAAUAUUUUUUUCUGUUUACUCUCUUAAAUUUAACACCAGCUUACGAUGACGUGGAUUUGUUUGGACUAAGUUAUAUGUUAUGCUCAUAACAUGUUAACAUGUUGUGAGGGUGAAUUAAAGUUUUUUAUUUUUUUUUAUUAAUAUGGAAAUAUCAUUUUUCAAAAUUUUUAUAUAAAAUAAGUAAAAUUGAGUAACUCAAAAAGAAAGCUACUUCUUUCGUGCCCUUUUGUUUAGAUUCAUAUCAAACAACCUGCUCGAUUAUAUAUUUUGCUUUUAUUUAAAAAUAUGAACUUUCAUAGCAGCAAAAGUGCAGUUACAGGGAGGUUUUUAAAAAUAACGGUUCAGUGAGCUGGUUUUUUUAAAACCCUUUUUUAGAACUUGAACUAUUCACCGGGGUUUUAGAAAGAAUUUGUCCGUGGUAAAAAGUAAUAAAGAACUUUUUUUUUUCUUCUUUUUACUAUGCUUGUUUCCUUUUCGUCCGACAGAAAGGGUACUGAAUGAUGGACAUUGUUCACCCCAGUAGAAAAUGUCUCGUCGUUCAAACAGGUACUGGAUCUUGUUUGAUUGUGCGGAACACGGCGUUGGUGCGGCCUUGCCUACCCACGCAAACACUUCACAGCAGCAACAUGCGUGCCAGAUACACUGGAUUUGGCGUUCUGCAUGGAAUUGACUUGCCGUUCUCCAUCACACAAACACAGGCCGGGGGCAAGGUGUUCCGUUCUCAAAGCGAAGGAAAGUGGGAGAACGGGACAUCCAGUUCCCGGGCAUUCCGGGAACGAAAAUCAAACAUCCUCUGUCUUUGCCUCUCUAAAGAGUGUUUCACUGAAAGAUGAAACUUCUGUAAGUUUCACAUUGGUAAAGUAUUCUACCGUCAAAGUGAAAAUGACUUCGAAGGAACUAUUUUUCUUAUUUUGAGGUGAAGCUUGAAUGAGAAUGGAGAGCUCUGAAAGCUAGAGUGAAAUUUUAUCCAAGUAUAAACUUUUCCUGAAUCCAAUUGCACAGUGAAGUGUAUUUGCCACUGAAGGUCUGCCAACCUGAUCCAGUGGGUGCCUGUAAAUUGUGUUCAUGAUUUCAUCUUGACACCAUGCUGAGGUUGGGCUACUGUCUUCAUUGCAUCAAAAUCACAAGUGCAGUCAUGGGGAUUUCUGAAAGAAGACAAAAAGCGAACAGUGAAUUGGAUACAGAAGGAUGAUGGAUUCCUAGGCAUCAUCUUUCUAGUUCUAGUCCCAAUGAAUGAUCUAGUUUCCUCAAAUAAAGUGUCUCAAACACUUGGGUAUGUGGCCACCACUGUCAGCUUCCCACUGCUAGGUUCAAUUUCUCCAUGCCUGGUUUCAUAUGAAAUUGCUGUUUCUGGCAGGAAUCAGAGCUGCACAUUCCUCCAAACACUUCAUUGUAUCUUCUUCCAUUGGAAUUCUUCACUUCAGUUGAAACAUGUCCGUAGUUUGCAUCUCCUCUUCUGGCAAAAUUACUCAAGAUAAUGACACUGUGGAUCAGUGUUGUCAAAAUCGGAAGCGGAGUCGUAGUGGUCGGGCUGUUAACGUAGUGAAUUGGUCGAUUCAGGUCAGUUGAAUCGAUUAGGAAACUUCAAAAAGUACUGCCAUAUGGUCCUUGAUCCACAGUGAUCGGUGGAAGAUUCGUUGUUCACGAAAACCAGUUAAUCUCACUCAUUGCUUUAUUAAAGGUGAGCAGACUUUUUCGGAUUUAUAAGACGAGAAAACCGCGAUUAGAUUUAAGAUACUCAGCCACUUGUUCAAGUUGUGAAAUCUGGUAACAAUUUUUUUUAUCUUUACUUCUGACAUGUUUCUGCAAAAAGAGGGAUCGCUACUGUUGUGUGACGACAGAGAUUCGUCUGUUUCUGCGGCGCCAUGGGCGAAUCGGCGGUCCAUGCAACGCUAGUUCAGCCACAAUCUCUUCCUUUCCACAUUAAUGUUAUUAUGAAGUUGGUACUCUUUCCAUAUCUAGGAAUUGAAAGGAAAGGGAACGACCGCCUUCAUUUUUGAGAACCACUGUUUAUUUCUCUCCACUGUUUUAUUUGUGGUUUCUUCAAGGCCUGUUCUGUCUCUCUCUCUCUCUCUCUGCUUGCCUUGUACACCGGUCCCUAUCAUUUGAGCAAGAAGAGUGAGGUCAUCUCCAUCUCUUCCUUCCUUUUCAACGGUUUCAAUUGGUGGAAGUUGUUCUCUCUGUCUCUCUCUCGAAGACGGAAACUGAGUAUCGCAGGGUAUCGGCGCAUCCCCAUGGUUCGUGAUACAGAAAGGAUAAUAGGAAACAUCGACUUUGAUAUCUUUUAACUUCUCCUGCAUCUUUGGAGAGGAAGAUCUAGCGAGAGAAAGAGAGGGAGGGCAUUCAUAUAUUUACUGUGAAUGGAUGAGGAGAGUCUCAUCCCGUUCCUCAAUAGUCCUAGGAGGAGAAACAACGUUCCGUCGCCCUCCUCCCUCUGCGUCCUUCCCGAGAACGACGAGGCCGUCCUUCCACCGCUCCGCCCUCCCUCUCUCAAGGAACUCCUCAUCUUCGGCCCAGCUGUUCUUAACUCUGAAGAAUCUGCCGAAGACGAGUCUUCUUCAUCUUCCAACACCAUCACCAUUCCCCCUUCUUCCUCUUGCUCUAUACCACCGCCACCGCCUCUGCCGCCACCACCAGCACCGCUAUCACGGUUUUCGAGGCCCACCCACUACCGCCAACAACAGCAGCAGCAGCAGCAGCAGCAGAACCAGCACCAGCACCAGCACCAGCACCAGCAGCAGCACCACCCCCGAUCUAACCUCCACCGCUCGCGGACUGCCCCCGCCAUCUCCGUCAUCGGAAACGCGAGCGACCCACAUGCUGCUGCGAUCCAAAUGCCCCAAUCCUCCGUCGUCCGGCAGGCCGUCAUUCUACUUAUCAUCUACCUCGCUCUGGGCGUUCUCGUCUUUUUCUUCAAUCGGCAUCAUUUUUCCGGCGAGGACACCAACCCUUUGAUCGAUGCCCUUUACUUCUGCGUCGUCACCAUGUGCACCAUCGGUUACGGUGACAUCACCCCUUCCUCCCCCUCCGCGAAGAUCUUCUCUAUCAUGUUCGUCCUCGUUGGCUUCGGAUUCGUUGACAUCCUUCUCUCCGGCAUGGUCAAUUAUGUGCUUGAUCUCCAGGAGAGCCUCCUUCUGAGCUCUGCGAUCAAGGGUGAGGCCGCUCGCAACUACAUUAUUGACGUCAAGAAGGGAAGGAUGAGGAUCAGAAUGAAGAUUGGCUUGGCCCUCGGGGUCGUCAUCCUCUGUAUCGGCGUCGGCAUCGUCUUCUUGCGGUGUGUUGAGAAAUUGGGUUGGCUGGAUUCGUUCUACCUCUCUGUGAUGUCUGUUACCACCGUGGGCUACGGUGAUCAGGCGUUCAAGACGCUGCCUGGCCGGAUUUUUGCGUCUGUGUGGUUAUUGGUGUCGACGUUGGCCGUGGCUCGGGCGUUCCUCUACUUGACAGAGUGGAGGAUCGAUCGGAGGCACCGAAGGAUAGCGAAGUGGGUGUUGCAUAGGGACAUGACUGUCCUUGAUCUGAUCGCGGCUGAUAUUGACAAUAAUGGCUUUGUCAGCAAAUCUGAAUUUGUCAUAUACAAGUUGAAAGAGAUGGGCAAAAUUGGAGAAAAAGACAUUCUGCAGAUCUGCAACCAGUUCAAUCGUCUAGACACAGGUAAAUGUGGCAAGAUAACUCUAUCCGAUCUCAUGGAAAGCCGUCACUGAUCUUCUUGCUCCUGCUUGGCCAAAGAUCCUGCACCAAUAUGCUGCGAGAAGGCUAGAUUGUAGCGAAGCCUCCUUGUAUAGCGUGGUUGCAAUGUAUAUUCUAUCUUCAAUCGAGCUACAUGCGAUAUGUGAAAAAGUGUUCUCAGGAUCAAUUGAUCUUAUAGUGACAAGAAAGCAAUACAAAGGCAUUACUUUCUCAUGUCA